AUGAACGCCGCUUCUGGUUCUCGCUCAACAAUGGCAGAUCGUGUUUCAGGAAGAAAUGAAGAGGCACUUCGCAGUAUCAAUUUGGGCCGUGAUCACGUGAAUUUAGGUGAUUAUAGCCAGGCCAUUGAUUAUUUCAGAAAAUCUUUAGAGUUGGCAAAGGCGGUCGGUGACCAAGCAGGUUUGGCAGAAGCCAAUUUCUAUAUGGGUGAUGUUUACCAAAAAUUAGAAGACUAUGAAAAUGCCGUUAGCUGUUUGAAAGACAGCUUAGAUAUUAGCACGACUAUCGGCAAUCAAUUAUUAAUGGCAGAAAGCAAUAGCGCUUUAGGUAGUAUUUAUGGGAGUUGUUUAAAAAAGUGGGAAAUUGCAAUUGAAUAUUAUAAUGCAGAAUUAGGGUUGGGAGCAACCAUUGGUGAUCAAAAGCAAAUAGCAAAGGUCAAUUGCAAUUUGGGCAUUUGUUACCAUGAACUAGAAAGAAAUGUAGAUGCAGUUCAAUGUUUCAAAGAAAUGUUAAGACUUAUGAGUGCGAUUGGCGACCAGAAAGGAAUAGCUGAGAGUAAUAGCCGUUUAGGCCAGAUCUAUUUUGGUUCCAGUGAAUAUGAAAAUGCAUUUGCUUAUUUCAAACAAGCAUUAAACAUAUAUAACGCUCUUGAUGACAAAAAUGGAAUUAAAGAUAUCAGUAUCAAUUUGGGCCGUGUUCACUUAAAUUUAGAUCAAUAUUGCAAGGCCAUUGACUGUUACGGAAAAUCUUUAGAGAUGGCAAAGGCGGUCGGUGACCAAGCAGGUAUAGCACGAGCAAAUUGUCAGUUGAAUUGUGUUUACCAAAGAUUAAGAGAGUAUAAAAAGGCCAAAAGCUAUUUGGAUGACAGCUUUAAAAUCGGCACGGCCAUUGAUGAUAAGUCAGUAAUGGCACAAAUCAACUUCAGUUUAGGUAAUAUUUUUAGUUCUUUCAAAAAGAAGUAUGAAAUUGCAAUUGGCUAUUACAAGAAAGCAUUAGAAUUUUCCAUUGCAGAAGGCGAUCAAAGUUCAGUAGCCAAGAUCAAUAACAGCUUGGGAUCUUGUUACAUUUCACUAGGAAAAUUUGAUGAGGCUUUCAUUUGUCACAAAAAGAGUUUAGAAAUAGCCAAUACGACUGGAAUUCCAUCAGCGAUAGCACAAGCCAAUAGACACAUCGGUGUUUUAUAUAGACUGUUGGGUGAUCAUGAAAAAGCCAUUGAACAUGGUAAAAAAAGUUUAGAAAUAAGCACUGAUAUUGGCGAGUCGCUUCUGAUGUCUUAUAGUUAUCAUGAUCUUGCAAGUGUUCAUCGGCGUUUAGGACAGCAUAAUGUUGCAUCAACAUAUUUAGUAAAAUCUAUUAAAGUUCUUGAACAGCUGUUCCAAAAUACGGUUCCAGAUGAAAACAAACUCUCCUUCACAAGAAUACACUCUAGCGCCCAGAGAGAUUUAACGAGUUGUUUUGUUUCUCUAGGCCGCUAUGAAUCCGCACUAUUAGUGACUGAUCUGGGUAGAGCUAAAGAGCUCCAUUUUUUUAUUGAAAGAAAACAUUGUGAAAAUUAUUUAGAUACAGAGUUGUUCCCUUACGCACAAUCUGUUUGGAGCAAAAUCGAGAACGGGGAGGAAAAUCUAGAAAUAGAGCGAAUACAGAAGAUUCUUCGGGUAGAAAGUGAUGAAACAUCAGUGGUGUUAUUUUCUUUUGAAAGUAAAAGUUCUCUGAAUGUUUGGGUUUUGAAUAGUGAUGUUACCUUUAAGUGCCUAAUGUCAAAUGAAGCAUUGAAUACAUUGGAGUCCCUGAUGACUCAGUUUUCCACAAGGACGAGUGUCAAUGUCAAUCGAGAUUCUUCAUUUUUUAAACCUAAUUCACUUGCGAAUGAACAUAGUUUUGAAAGUCACAUAAUCUCACCGCCAAACAAGCCGUCGAAACGAAAAAAGUUUGCAGGCUUGCAGGAAAAAAAUCCGAGCGCCGAUCAUCUCAGUGAUGAAACUAUUUUACGAAAACUGUUCCAUUUUCUUAUUCAACCGAUAAGAGAUGCCAUCAAAGGAAAUAAGCUCAUUGUUGUUCCUCACGGGCUACUGUUUUUUGUACCAUUUUCGUCCCUGAUUGAUGAAAAUGAUCGUUAUUUAUCUCAAAGUUACAGCAUUCAAGUAACGCCCUCAUUACACACUCUGACCUUUACCAAAGAACACCCCCAUGACUCUGACCUCGGGUUUGCGUUGUUUGUUGGUAAUCAAAAAGUUGGGAAGAUUUCUUUGUAUGGCACAGAUUUCACACCUACUGACCUACCCAAAGCGGCUGAAGAGGUUGCAAGUCUUGCAAAGCUUUUCGCAGCAAGGCCUCUGGUAAAAGGUGAAGCGAAAAAACAGGUUGUUCUCGGACUUUUAAGUGGUGCUAGUAUAAUUCAUAUUGCUGCUCAUGGUGAACCGAAGAGAGGUGAAAUAAUUCUUGCUCCUGACCUUUCUUUAAAUGAACCAUCUUCUUCUCUUCUAAAUCCAGCUUCAUAUCUCCUCACACAGAAUGAUAUUACGAGUAUUUCAUUGCAAGCUCACUUGGUCGUCCUAUGCUGUUGUCACACAGGGCAAGGUAAGAUUUCUUCAGAAGGUGUCAUGGGUAUAGCCCGAUCUUUUCUUGCUGCUGGAGCUCGCUCUGUUCUCGCCACACUAUGGCCCAUUAGUGAUGAUGCUACAAAGGAGUUUAUGAAAGCAUUCUACGGCGAACUGCUUCAGGAAAUACCAGUUUGUGAAGCUUUAAGAAGGGUAAUGAACCUCUUUCAACAACACGAAAGAAAAUAUUACCGAUCCUUUUUUAUUUGGGCUCCAUUUAUUCUCUAUGGAGAGGACGUGAUGUUUACAAGGUGUGACAUUGAAACGAUAAGAGAGAAAUCUGAGAAAAUGUUUUCUGGUUUUGUUGUAUUGCCAUCUGAUGAGCAUACUGGUUCGUUUGAAAAUCUUAAUCUGCAAUAA
Messenger RNA from Dendronephthya gigantea, 2955 nucleotides. RefSeq names its product tetratricopeptide repeat protein 28-like. The transcript has a single exon. The record is from RefSeq and is a predicted model, not a curated record. Bases 1 to 2955 code for a protein of 984 amino acids. Lineage: Eukaryota; Metazoa; Cnidaria; Anthozoa; Malacalcyonacea; Nephtheidae. Gene Ontology annotation, molecular function: protein binding.